CAGCUGCUGCCGGUCCCUCCGGGCUGGCUGCGAGCCCCUCUCCUGCCGUGCCGGGGCUGGGUGCCCCCUGCCAACACGCAUUGCUUUGGGGGAUUUGGGCCACGCCAUCCUCGGGCUGUUCCUGCUGGCAUAGUGCUAAUUCGGGUUAUUCUUAUAAUGUUUUCUGCCCUCAUCUCCGAUACACAGUUUGUCAGUGCUAAUGCUCAAACCCGACAGUGAUGGCAAAGCCCAGCUUCCCUCCUGGUGCUGCCGGCGUGCGUGGAUCCGACACUGGUGUCUACGGGUUCUUGUCUGCAAAACAGGGUUGAAUGCGUCUGCUCUGUUUCACUGAACGCUUGUGAGAAAUGCUGACAUAAAAGAUACACUCCUGGCUACCACACAUUAUUACUUUUCUUUUUUUUUUUUGCACUAUAAAUUAAGCAGUGGAAUCUUCAGUACAAGAAGGUGGCAUUUGGGCUGCAUUUUAUGAAUCAGUAUGUCUUUGCCAUGCUCAUGUGUUUGCUUUUGCAGUAUGGAUUUAUAAAUACAUGCCUGAAGUCGUUGGUGGUUGAGAAGUAUGGUGAAGAAACAUGGGAAAACUUAAGACGCCAGGCUGGGGUCCAGGAUUCCUUCUUGACUUUUGAGGUGUACAAAGAUGAGAUCACGAUGCAGCUUGUUGACAAAGCCUGCAAAAUAUUAGGUGUUCCAGCUGACAUGGUUCUGAGAGAAUUUGGAGAGUAUUUCUUUGAAUUCUGUAAACGUUCAGGCUAUGACCACAUGCUGAGGACUCUGGGUGGAAAUCUCUAUGAGUUCAUAGAGAACCUGGAUGCAUUGCACAGUUACCUGUCCCUUUCUUACCAGGAGAUGAAUGCUCCAUCUUUUAGAGUAGAAAAGAAUGAAGACGGUUCGAUGCAUUUACAUUACUAUUCGGAUAGAAGAGGUCUGUGCCAUAUUGUGCCAGGAAUCAUCGGUGCAGCAGCCCUGGAUUUUUUUAACAUUGAGAUUUCAAUGGAAAUAGUUAAUCAAACAGAGGAAGAAGAACGAACUGGUAAAAAAGAACAUAUUGUUUUUCUUGUCACUCAAAACCCUGUAUUUUCAUACAAGGAGAGAAGUAAAUUUUCUUCCUUACCUCAAUAUCUUGCUGACUCUGAAAAAAAAAUUGAUAGCCAACUGAAGAAAGAGGAUGUUGAAAAAGCCAAGAAUGCUAUUAGAGAGAGAGGAAGCACUGUUUGCCCUGUCAGGAAAAGUCACUGGAAAACAAUAAGAGGAAUAAUCGCAUUAGGAAAAGGUAAGCUUCUGAGAGGAUUUGAUCCUGUUUAUCCCAAGAGCCUCUGGAUUGACACAAAAACAUUUUGCAACGGACUUCCUUUUCACAUGGUUUUUGACAAAGAGCUCAGAGUGAAGCAAGCUGGGGUGAGCAUUCAAAAGAUCGUACCUGGCCUCCAGACCAUGGACAUCUCCUUGGAUCAGUAUUUCAGUAUUGUUCACCCAGAAGUACCCUUCACCAUCUCUAGCAUUCAGAAAUUCAUCAACAGCCAAUUUGUUUUCCAGACUAGAAGAGAGAUGAUGCCAGAGUCAUGGAAACAACGGCCAAUGCUAGAGCUGAGAGGCCAGAUGAUCUGGAUGGAGUCCCUGCAGUGCAUGCUCUAUCUGUGCUCACCUCUACUUCGCACUUUGCAUGAACUGGAGGAGCGACAGAUGCAUAUUGCAGACAUUGCACCUCAUGACGUGACCAGAGACUUGAUUCUUCUCAAUCAGCAACGACUUGCAGAGAUGGAGCUCUCUAACCAGCUGGAGAGAAAGAAGGAAGAACUGCGGAUACUGUCCAAGCAUCUGGAGGAAGAGAAGAAAAAGACUGAAGCUCUGCUCUACGCCAUGCUUCCUCAGCACGUGGCCAACCAGCUGAAAGAGGGGAAGCAAGUCGAGGCAGGAGAAUUCAAGGAAUGCACUAUAUUGUUCAGCGAUGUUGUGACCUUUACCAACAUUUGUGCUCAAUGUGAGCCGAUUCAGAUAGUUCUCAUGUUAAAUUCAAUGUACCUGCGAUUUGACAGACUGACCACAGUGCAUGAUGUGUACAAGGUGGAAACAAUUGGAGAUGCCUAUAUGGUGGUCGGUGGGGUUCCUGUGCCUGUACCCACUCACGCUGAGCGAGUUGCUAACUUUGCCUUGGGGAUGAUAAUAGCAGCUAAAGGAGUACAGAACCCAGUUUCUGGAAAUCCUAUCCAAAUUAGAGUUGGGAUCCAUACAGGUCCUGUCUUGGCUGGAGUUGUUGGAGAAAAGAUGCCUCGUUAUUGCUUGUUUGGAGACACAGUGAACAUAGCUUCCCGGAUGGAGAGUCAUGGUGUCCCAAGUAAAAUUCAUCUAAGCUCCAGUGCCUAUCAAUGCCUAAAGUACAAGAAUUUUGAGAUGACUGAGAGAGGAGAAAUAGAAGUAAAAGGCAAAGGAAAAAUGCACACAUACUUCCUCAUUAGAAAUAAAACUGCAACUGAGAACGAGAUUAUGGGAAGGCCAAUGAAAGACACAGAUUCUGGCCAUGAAUCUGUCCAGUCCUUUCAAGAAGGCAGGGCUGAAACAAUACCAAGUUGUCAUCAGCCAGUUACGCAGGCUCAGACAGAGAAGGACCAGACCCCAGCCGUCGCAAUGAAGUAUAGUGAUGGCCCCACAGUUGCACAAAGCAGCCUCAAAAGAAACCAAGCCAAAAUCCCAGAUUUAACAGGCAGAACUUAUGAUUCCAAAAGCGAUGGGAGUCUCCAUGGCAACCAGCAUGCAGAUGAUGGUCCUUGUCCUCUAAACCGGGGAAGAGUCAAACCUGCUACUGAAGAGCCACAGAUUAGAAAUGUUCGCUCUAAUUUUUGCACUUUACUCUAAGUUUCUUACAUUUUACAUUAAACACAGCAAUUUUAUUAUGAUUUGGUGCAUUUUGGUGUUGUGGGACUGAUUUUGUAUAUCAAGCACCAAGUGAUCUUGCCAAAAAAACCUCCAAAACCCAUGAAAGAGAAAAAAGACAUUUCAUCACAGCUUUCAGGAAAAAGAAAACAACGGAGUAUAAAUUUUUUAACCAAUCUACAUGUGCCACGUAAUACUCCCACUAGAGAAGGAAACCACCACAAGAUGCUUUGAAUAUGUAUUUUUCAGCCUCUGCCGUGUCUUCGAAUAUCCCCCUGCAAAAAUCAGUUUUCAGUGUCUCAUGCAGCAAUUGAGAAAGAGGUGACUUAUCCAUCUAGAAAUAUUCCUACUCAAAUGAGCACUUGCCAUAAAAGAAACGUUCCUUCAAGUGACCAUCUGUCUCAACUUCAGCACAGCCAACAACUUCCCUGUGUAACGUUAGCAGAGUUUGUUCUCCAUUUUAACUGUGAUGAUAGUUUAAUCUCUUAACAGGUCUUUUUUUUGGAUAAAGGCAUGACCACAGAGUCAUAGAAUGGUUUGGGUAGGAAGGAAGCUUAAAGAUCACCCAGUUCCAAGCCCCCGCCAUGGGCAGGGACACCUCCCACUGGCUCAGGCUGCCCAAGGCCCCAUCCCACCUGGCCCUGAACACCUCCAGGGAUGGGGCAGCCGCAACUUCUCUGGGCACGUACUUCUCUGGGCACUAGCAGAUGACGCAGUAGAAGUAUCGAACAGAUUUAGCAUAACGUGUAUUCUUUCCAUCCUGAAGAGAAAACGUUGCAUACUUUAUAACACUCAACAGUAAGAAAAACAUCUUUGACCUUUGAACCAGCUGUCCACGCUGUGCUUAGAUGAUUGUGGAAGGACAUGUACAUAGCAGAGUUAUGUAGCAUCAAAUUCAUCACAGCACUGAAGGACUGUUAAAGGCCUAUGAACUCUUUGAGACCUUCAAAUGGGUUGCAAGUUUAUUUCUCAUUUUCUCACCUCAGCUGAAGCAAAAUGAAACCUCAAGGACUGCAGAGAGAGCCUGUCAGUGCUGGAAAUAAUGAUGUUAACAUCACUGGAAAUAGCAGCGCUAAAGAUCAACAUCACUUACCUGGUGUCACAGGCUCCUCAGUUGAAUUACUUCCAUGCUGAUGUAUCCUCGGAUUAUUCCUGAUCAGAAACGGCAGAGAAAAAUUGAAAUUCAGCUGUCAAGGAUUUAAGGUAUAGGAGCAAAACUACAAUGGAUAUAAAAGUUGUGGACAACUCAGCGCAUUAUAAAUUGUUCUCUCACUCCUAUAAUAGGAGCUUGAAGUAGGUGGAAUAUGCUUGUAUUGGGUGACUUUGAUGGGAGAUGCACUUUGCACACCGAUUUAUUACCUCGGAGCAUGGAUUCAUUUUCUGAAGAUGCAAAGAUGAGACCCACUUGAAAUGAAGCAAGAACUUGCUGGAGAAUAUGAUAAUGUUACACCUCUGGUACCGUCUAGAGCAUCACAUUUCUAUCUCUUUGUCUGUGGCAAGAGUGAGGCUCUUUAACUCCAGAGGGAAGACUGCUGACAGACAGGCAUCUCCUCCUCUCUAUAGUAUAACAAGAUGAAAUUUCACCUGGUUAGACUUUCUUUUUAAACUUCUAAGACAGUAUCUCCCUUGUCUUGGGGCUCUGCAGCUCUGUCUGUCUUAGCAGGUAGUGCAGACCAGCAGAGAAGGACAUGUACAGCAAAACCAUCAGUGCUGUUGUCCAUGCUACGGAUUUCUCAGAGGGUUUGCUACAGAGGUAACACUGAAUACCUGUUAGCUUUUGGAGCACCUUAUAAGCACGUCCUCUGACAGUUUCAUCCAGAAGACAUCCAUAUAUGUUCUUUGAGACCACUCUACAGUGUGAAACAAAGUACAGUAAGUGGGUUUGGCCAGGAAAUUCACUCAGGAGGAUACUCCUGACUGAAAGGCUGAUGUAGAUGCAUCCUUUUAACAUUAGCAUUUUCAUGGUACAGCUGAGCAGUACCAUUCUGGAAGAGCACAGUUUUAUGAAUGACAGGAUUUAGUUAUAAAUGUAUAGAAUCAUAGAAUCACUUGGUUGGAAAAGAACCCUGAGAAAAUUGAGUCCAAUCGUAUGUAUGCAUUUAUUUAUUUAUAGGGAUUUUGCUGUCUCGGAACUGUUUGUUAUUUUGCUGAGGCUGAGACCUACUCUAAGCUGAAGAUUCAUUGAAGGAUUAUUAUUGUUAAUUUGGAUAUCAACUUUUUAAGCAUUUGGCUGUGUGCUACCCUCAUAUGCACAACAUCUAAAUUUCGCCUUCAUCCGUAGUAACUCCUCCCCACUGGUACAGCACUGAUGGCUUUGCUCUUCUUUAUUAUGGCCACAGCUUUAAAAAGACUUUCCUAAAGAAAGGCAGUACCCACUUUCUGUCUCGCUCACAGUGAUGUAAAUGUGAAGUGACAGUUAAAUUGGCAUUAUCCAACUGAUUGAGGUCAAGAAUCAACUCUGACAAGACUUUUGCACCUCUAACCUAGGGAUGUGUUUCACUACUCUUGACUAGCCGUGCUGAUGGAACAGAGAACACGUCAUUUAACAAAUAGCAGUGGUGGACUCCAUCUUUAUCACCAUUCUUUAUGGAGGUACAUAACCACUGAGCCUCAAGCACACGUGUGACACAAGAGAGUACAUCUCUCAGGGGACAGUGCUAAUGCAGGAGGGAACCUCUUGCUGCUCAGCUGCUCUUGCAGUCUGAUAUCUGUGUGGCCAAAUACCACUGACCACUUCUCCAAAAGGAAGAGUUUCCAAUUGGAAACUGUCCAACAGGCCUGGCCAUCAGUGAAUAGAGUUCAGUAUCUACCCCAGCAUUUAAUAUAGAUCUAUUCCAGACUGGUUUUAGGUAGAAGCCUGGAGCUCCUGUGAAAUUCUAUGGAUCCUCUUGGGAAGAAGAAAGCAAAGGACUAUGGCUUAAUUGCUGUCUACAUCUCUGUCCAAAUUUCAACACUCGCUUUGCUUAUUCCCACCAGUUUUGCACUGAACAAUCUAUGAAUGUUUAGUAUUGAAAUGUUUUAACUGCCAGUAAGUGCUCCAUGGUAAAGUGACUUCCUGCUGUACUGUGGUAAACCUGGUGUGGUUUCUCUGUGGCCUCUGCUACAAUCUAGUUCUCAUGGAGAUGCAGAGCUACGUCAACUCUGCACAACUGCUUUCAAGAAUUAAUGUGCCUGUUCAUCAUUGCGUGUUCUUACAUCUGUGGGCACUGCUAAAGACUGCAAAAGUAUCAUUAAAAAUAAAUCUUUCCAUUAAUAUACUGACCGCUAUUUGUCAAUAACUACUUUGAUUCCUUUCCCCCUUUUACCUUCAACUUUUCUGUUCUUUUUCCUUAUAAGUAUACAAAAGUUUAAGACCAUUAUACCUCUAAUAAAUGAUCACUGAGUUUAAUUUCUUGAGUGAGCACAAAGUUAUGUGCAUUGGUGUGACAUCAGAAUCAGUAGCCCACUACAACUGACAUUGCCAUAUGCAUACUAAUAGGCAGUCUUAGUAUCGGUGACCAAUCUACACUGAAUUGACCCCAAAAGGGUGGGAGAAGAGAAUUCCUACCGCUGCUUCAUGGAAGCCGAGACUUAGCAAACUUAGAAGUUAAGACUUUUGAAAGCUGUCUGAGGCUUACGGCUUUUCAAAUCCUAUUAAACCUGGUGUUCAAACACAAAUUGUCAGAAGGUUGUGUGCCCCAAAGGUCUGGAGGCCAGGUUUCCAAAGAUGUUUGUUGUUAUUUUGGUAAGUGGAAUCAACCUGAUUUAGGUACUUAACUGAACACAUAUGCAGCAUCUAGUUUCUGACAAUGAAACUCUCUUUAAAACAUUUAAAAAACACUUCUCUGUAAAUGCCUUCUGAAAUGAGCUGCUCUGUAAACUUUCCAACUGUAA
This is a messenger RNA of Cuculus canorus (common cuckoo), 6738 nucleotides long. Its product is annotated as guanylate cyclase soluble subunit beta-2. Gene Ontology annotation, biological process: cGMP biosynthetic process; response to oxygen levels. The record is from RefSeq and is a predicted model, not a curated record. The transcript is spliced from 15 exons. Gene Ontology annotation, cellular component: guanylate cyclase complex, soluble. Gene Ontology annotation, molecular function: heme binding; guanylate cyclase activity. Lineage: Eukaryota; Metazoa; Chordata; Aves; Cuculiformes; Cuculidae. Bases 466 to 2847 code for a protein of 793 amino acids.